Molecule: messenger RNA, 3873 nt
Organism: Lichtheimia ornata
Lineage: Eukaryota; Fungi; Mucoromycota; Mucoromycetes; Mucorales; Lichtheimiaceae
Exons: 11
Coding region: 1-3873 (1290 amino acids)
Molecular function (GO): 5'-3' DNA helicase activity
Source: RefSeq, a predicted model, not a curated record
AUGACACUUGACAAAGUGGAGGAGCCAAACGAUCGAGUAGCAGCCAUUCCCAAGCUUGCCGUGUCAAAGCUAGCCAAGAGUUAUCACCAUCGGUGUGAGAAGCAUGUCAAGCUUGUCGCGUCCAAAUCGAGUGCUGCAUCAGGUGCGACGGCGACGACUGUGGGUCUAUUGAAAGAAGCACACUUUCAGCGUGGAUAUCAGUUUGAGGAACAAGUGGCAGAGAGCUUUGGAGCAAAGCUUGUGGAUCAUACCCAUACACCACCCAGCAUGAGCAAACAAGCUUUACGCGAUGCACAACCUGGCCAAGUCUUAUACCAGCUGACCUUCGAGAUGCCAUCCAAGUUUUAUCAAGAGGAAGCAGGAAACGCGUAUCAUCUGGGUCGUUUCAUACCGGAUUUCUUGUUCGUUCACAAGGAUACUUCAUCCAGCACCGGCAAACGGAUUUGUAUUGUGGAUGCCAAAUCAUCAAAAGCCAUGAAUACAUCACAUCAGUUUCAAGUUGCAUCCUAUGCUUAUCUGCUCGGCUACAUUGUCAAAGACGUCCGCAAUAUUCGUAUCGAUGCUAUCGGCGGUGUGCUUUUACCAUUCAGCAAUGAACCUGAAAUGUUUCGUGUGGACCUCUUGUUGCCCAAGAUCGAGCUAUUUUACACGCGAGAGUUACCCGACAUUGUGCAGGAUAAGCAACUUCAUUGGCUAUUCAAUUCCAAGUGCAAGAAUUGCGAGUUUGUCAACAUUUGUCGUGAAGAUGCUUAUGGGACCCCUGGAGCCGUGCCCUAUCUUACUGAAGACCGCUUGAAGACAUUGUCACCACCCGACGACAUUAGUGACAUUGAAGAUCUUGUUGGCCAGCUUUCAUCAUUGACUAUCCAAGAGAAGAGGGAAAGGGCUGUUCCAUCAUUCAUGGCAUCUGAAACAGAAUAUUCGGAUUAUGCACUUGCUUAUCAAACCCAGAAACCACAGUUUCGUGGCAACCCCAUUGUUACACUAGCCAAGUCAAACGAUCAUGACAUCUUCAUGAGUCUUAUGGUGGAUCCAAUGUAUUCUCGCGUGUGUGCCUAUGUCAUUUGCGUAUACGACUUCCAAUCAAGCACUUGGUGUGAGGACCUCGAGGCAUCUUUUCAUGUGCCAGCAGCCGCACGUUCCUAUUCACGAUUCAUUGAAUUGGAUGCAAAGAUGGUACAAGACCUUGCCAAGGUGCUCUCUUUCAUGGAAGCCAAGGAAUCCCGUUGCACCAUAUUUGUUUCCUCCAAUCAAGCCAAGGAUCAGAUUCAAAAAUGCUGCCUUCGCGUAACGACAAUGGAUACGACUGAUGAGGAGGAUGCUGUUGUGGAUCAGGAUAUUGUUCAGAAAGCAAUGGAUUGCUUAUUGGCUCUUUUCCAAGAUUCCAAAAUGCUUGCUAUUCCUGGUAUUGCCGAUUUCCCUGCAAGUUUGGAGCACAAAGUACUUGCACCUCUCCUUGUUGACGUUGAGCAGCUUGUACGUGAAAAUGUGGCAUUGGGUGUUCCUGGAUUUUAUUCACUCAAGAGUAUGGCGCGUUGGAUGGCACCGGAUCAUGAGCCAAAAAGUGAUGAUGACCUGUAUCAGGAAUGGCACACAGCAACAAGCGACACCGUCAUUGAUGAUCUUCUCAUGGAGCAAGCUGACAUGUUGCGUGCCAUUGUCGCCAAGUAUCGAGACCUUGCGUAUUACUAUGAGGAUAUUACAGGAGACGAGAUCUACUGCAUCGAGAAUGCACCUUUCAUAUGGCCCAAGACUCAGCACUUUCGAUCUAGCACAUUUGGUCGCCUUGCAUUUUUCAAGAUUAUGGAAUGUCUUUCAGGCUGCAACAAUGUGCGUUCUUCACGACUUUUGGAUCUUGCCAAAACCUCUUCUUCGGGCAAUCACGGGAUCAAAUUGCAGUUUAUGGAUUAUGAGAUCAUCCCCAAACCUACCCCAAAGAAGCCCGACAACAAGCAGUUCUUAUGCUGGUUCAAGGCUAUCCCUGAAGGACGUGUGCCUAUCAAGAUAUUGACCGACAGCCUUUCCAAAAACACCAUGAGGGAAUACAUUCUAGUGUGUGAUGAUCGUGAGGGAAUGAUGCAAGCGGCAAAGUUCCCGGAUCUUGCAUUCCGCGACAAGAUGUUCUUCAAGUACGGCAUCAACUCUGUGAAUGUGAAUUCGGUGUCAGACGACGGCUUGAGUGUUGUAUUGGAAGGCUAUACCGGAUCACCCAAGUUGGAAAAGCUUCAAUACUAUCGUCUCUACAAGCGCUAUGUUGAUUUCAAUACGGAUAAAAUCCUUGAAGCCAUGUCAGAAAUUGAUCAGCGUGAGAACAGCACAUUCGAGCAACUUGUUACGGAUCCCAAUGCAUGGGCUGAUACACUAUUGGAUAAUGAGGAUGCUGUGUCUUCGGAUGCACGAGCAACUGCUUUACGCCUUAGAGAUGAUUUCGCCAUGUCACCAUCACAAAAAGAUAUCUCUGCACAGAUCAUCCAGAAGCGUCUUCAAAUCGUUUGGGGUCCACCCGGAUCUGGAAAGACUGAAUUCUUAGCAUUGUUCAUCAACUGGUACAUUAUGCAUCUCUUCAAGGAAACAUCCAGCAAGGAUCGGUUCAUCAUUGGUGUUACAGCAUUCACUCGACAUGCAAUUAUGAAUCUAUUGAAGCGGAUAGCCACCGUACGACAACGACAUUCUUGUACAGAUUCAUUUACUAUCAUCAGCAUGAAAGGGUCUGACGAUUCUCACGAGGUCAACGACAAUGAAAUGAUACAAUGCAAGGCGAAGGAAUUGAAAAAGUGCAUCAACAACACACAAAAGGGCCCAUUGGUCGUAGGCGGCACCGUAUGGGAUUGGUACAAGGUCAAGAACGAAUGGAGAACAUGGCGCGGAUGCAGCAUGAUGAUCAUUGAUGAAAGCUCACAGUUGCUUGUAUCAGAUGCUGCAGUCGCUGUUGACUGUCUUAACCAAAAGCAAGGGCGUUUGAUCAUCGCCGGGGAUCACAUGCAACUCGGCCCGAUCCUACACAACAAGUACCCGAAAUUACCGGCCACCGAUCUUUUGUUAUUUGGAUCCAUUCAGCAAUGUCUUAUGCGUACUGAGGAUAACAAGGCUAUCCCACCCCAAGAAUUUCUCUUGAGAAAAGGCACCACCCAUGACUUUGGUCGUAACACCAUCCAACUCAAAGAUAAUUGGCGUAUGAACGAGGAAUUGAAUUCGUUUUUCAAACAAGUCUACGGCGACGAUUUAGCGGCACAUUAUCCAAAACGCAUCUUGCAGCAUGAUUGGCAAAAGUUAAAGAUGGGCAACGUAUCACAACUUCAGGCUGCAUUGGAUCCCAAGAAAUCAAUCUCGCUUGUAAAAAUCAGCAUGGAUGACAAUGAUGACGAGGAGGAAACUGAAGAAGAAGUGGAAGCAAAAGUCAUUGCCAAGCUUGUUCAUGCUCAUCUUACAACACGGGUGGAGUCAACUGCCACCAGCAAAAAGCCGCACGUGAUGAUUGUCACACCCCAUCAUCGUCAACGCGUCGCUGUGGAGCAUCAACUUGAACAAUGGGCAAUAGCAUCAAAAGACCAGGUGACCGUGGAUACCGUGGAAAAGAUGCAAGGGCAGGAAUCUGAGUUGGUGAUUGCUUGCUUUGCCUUUAAUGAUGUGGGUGGCAACAAGAUUGAUUUUCUCCUCGAUUUCAAACGAUGGAACGUAGCCAUUUCGAGAGCACGAUCAAAAGUCAUUAUCGUCACCACCGAUUACAUGCUCAACUUGCCCAAAAACAAAGGACAUAACGCUUUGGAUCUUUUCGAGAAACGGGAGAGUGCAGAGGGAUGGGGUUUUGUAUGUCUCUUGCAAGAUUGGGCGAAAAAAGCCAAUGCAGUUGUAAAUUGGUCAAUAAACGAGUGA